AUGCUCAGGGAAGACAAGAUUAGUGAACUGCCUGAUGACGUUCUUGCUUCAGUACUUUCUUUGUUGACACUGAAGGAAGCCAUGCUCACCAGCUUAUUCUCAACCAGAUGGAGGUACCAACGGACACAUAUUAAACACCUCAACUUUCAUCUAUCAAGAAAAGAGACUAAUGAUAGAAAAUAUAGAGGCCAUCUGUCCAAGAAUGAGAAGCUACGCCAUGUCAAUCGGGUCAAUUGUGUUCUGGAUUUGCACAAGUCUCAUUUUCUAGAGAAAUUCAGAAUUGCCUUGCCUCUUGAUCAAGAGGAUUACCAUUGCGAACUUGAUAAGUGGAUCAAGUUUGUGCUGUCAAGGAAAGUCCAGGCCCUCGAAAUAGACUUAACAGAACCCUCGAGGAGGAGGCGAAGGAACCGUAGGAUACAAUAUACUUUGCCUUUGAAUCGGACCAGCAGCAAUUCAUCAUUUUCUGCUUCAUUCUUCAACGCCCUCAAGUCUUUGUCCUUGAAGUUUGUUGGUGUGGAUGAUCAAAUGGCUAGAUCUUUCAUAUCCAGCUGUCCUAUGCUCGAACAUUUGUCGAUCCAAGGUUCAUCUCAACUUAAAAACUUGCAAAUUACUGGACCAUCACUCAAGCUAAAUGGAAUACCUGAUUUCAUCGCAAGGAUGUCAGAAUGCUUCAAUCAACUCGUGGAGCUUAAUCUUAAGAUUUCACAGCUUGACGUAGAAAUUGCCUUCGUAAAGUAUAUUCGUAAAUUUCCCAAAAUGGAGAAGCUCAGAGUUCUUAAGCUGGACGUCUUGUCUACAUCCGAAACUAUUCUUUUGAGCCUCUCCGCUCUAUUUAAUGCAUCUCCAUAUCUACGUGAAUUUGUGAUUCAGAUUGAGUGGGCUGCAUAUGAGUCGACAAUAGACUUGAACAGGUUAACAUUUCAGUACGAGUACUAUCCUAAAAAUGAACAUCUCAAAACUGUGAAGUUUGGAGGAUACUCUCACCGUUUAUCUGAGUUCGAGUUUGUUGUUCACCUUUUGACAUAUGCAGUUGCACUUGAGGAAUUCAUUGUUGACACUCGUACGUCUGAAGGUCCAAAUAAAAGGCAAGACAUAACAGGUCAUUCUCGCAGGCAGUUUGAAAGAAUAACCCCUCAAGGAGUCAAACUGGUCAUCCUUUAA
This is a messenger RNA of Coffea arabica (coffee), 1161 nucleotides long. Its product is annotated as F-box/FBD/LRR-repeat protein At5g56420-like. The record is from RefSeq and is a predicted model, not a curated record. Lineage: Eukaryota; Viridiplantae; Streptophyta; Magnoliopsida; Gentianales; Rubiaceae. Gene Ontology annotation, molecular function: protein binding.